Molecule: messenger RNA, 859 nt
Organism: Saprolegnia parasitica CBS 223.65
Lineage: Eukaryota; Oomycota; Saprolegniomycetes; Saprolegniales; Saprolegniaceae
Exons: 4
Coding region: 46-792 (248 amino acids)
Source: RefSeq, a predicted model, not a curated record
GCAAUUAUAUCCGAAACGUCGCACGUGCUCCAGCGCUGCCAAACGAUGGGAAGGGUCGAAUGCGAAGUAUCGACGCCGCACGCCUGGAGUAACCAAUGGGACAUUGGUGUCUACGAGCGCUACGCGCGGCUGACGCCCGUCAAGAUUACGUUCGUGGCGGCGGCGCUCGUCGCCCUUAUCGUCGGAGGCACCGAGAUCUUUUCUGGCGCCGCAUGCAUCCACUCGAUCCAGCGGUCCACGUACGCGACCUGUUUUGAUGGCAGCUUUGACCGCCAACGAGGCGCCCCCAACAUGGACAUAUCUUUGCUGCUCGACAACAAUGGCUCGACGGGCGCCUUACGGAUUGAAGGUGGAUGGCCCGAUGGGCUUACGAUCGCCCACUUUGUUCUGACAUGUCUCGGCUUCUUGACUACGUACAUCAUCCUCGGGCUAUCGACGGUGUCGGCGAUGCUGGCCUGGGCCGUCUUUGCCGUAGCGUUUGCCGUCCUCACAGUCGCAGAUGGUUUCACGCUCCACGCGUGGAGUCGCACGUACUGCCGCAACACAUCGCUCCCAGCGAUUGUCAACCAGCUCGCCGUGACGACGCCGGCGCAAGCAGACCUCGUGCAGAAGAUACUGACGGCGAAUGCGACCAGCGUCAACGUGGUUUGUCAAAGUGCAACCUCGACCUUUCUAGUGGCCCUCUUGGCGGUCUGUGCGCUAAGUGCGUCGGUGGCCGUCUAUUCCACGCACGCAGACCGCUCCAUGUACAUCGCCGAGCUGUCGGAGGAUACCUACAUCGAGUGCCAAUGAAGUAUGUUUGGUAUCUAUCGUAAAAACCAACAAGAUGAACGUCGAAAAUCCAUGGGUAGGCGUAGAG